GACAACAAAUAGUUAUCGAAACUUAUUGUGUAUUUAUUUCAAUAUAGGAAAGAUUUUACCCUUUUUAUUUCAUUUUAUGUACAAAAGUUUAAGUUUAAAACACUAAGUAUAACAAUAAAAUUAUAAGAAAAUAACUGCUAUUUGGAAAACUAAGAAAAAAUUAUUGGGAAAACGUUUCAUAACAAUAGCAAAUCUAUUAAAAUAUAAAAAAGCCAGCUGCUGCAGCAGACAUUUUUUUUCACGGAGGCAAAAACUCUACAGUAAAAAGGACAACAAAUACGGAAGAACACAAAUCAGAAUAAAUUAGGAGGGAAAUACCAUAGAAUUGAAAAAUCUAUUUAGAAAUAAACAAAAUUUAGCCAAGAAAAUGAGUUCGAUCUCCAAUGUAGAAAACCUCUCGCCUCAAACAAUAAGACAAGUGAUGAAGGAAAUGCAAAGCAUGGUUGAAAAUCCCCUGGAGGGUAUAAAAAUACAAAUUAACGAUGCUGAUGUCACCGAUAUACAGGCUCUUAUCGAAGGUCCAGCUGGUACCCCCUAUGCCGGCGGUAUGUUUCGUGUCAAACUUACGUUAGGUAAAGAUUUCCCUCAAGCACCUCCAAAGGCCUUUUUCAUAACGAAAAUAUUUCAUCCCAAUGUGGCCGCCAACGGUGAGAUCUGUGUAAAUACCUUGAAAAAGGAUUGGAAACCGGAUUUGGGCAUUAAACAUAUACUACUCACUAUUAAAUGUCUACUUAUUGUACCCAAUGCUGAGUCAGCACUAAAUGAAGAAGCCGGCAAAAUGUUGCUGGAACGUUAUGAUGAUUACUCGCAGCGCGCUAAAAUGAUGACAGAAAUACAUGCUUUAGCCGCUAAAUCUACAGAUUCCAAAGAUGAUGAUGGCCCUAGUUCGAAAAAACAUGCCGUCGAUAAGAAACUACAGGAUAAGAAAAAGGAAAAACUUAUAAAGGAAAAAAAGCGUAUGCUUAAGCGAUUAUGAGUGGCAUUCCCAUCAUUAAACAACGCAAUAAGGAAAUAAUUACGAAAUACAUCUCCUUACGACAUUUUGCAACAAAAUAAAGAGCGCGCUGACUUACAAGGAAAACCUAACGCGUUGUGUUACCAACAUUUAUUUAUAAUUUUUAAUUUACUGCUGCACCACAUACACAUCAUUUAUUUACAACACUCCACAACAGCAUAUAUCAACCAACCAAACAUUAUUUAACAUCAGAUUCAUCAUCAUCAUCAACUGUAUUAGUUUAAUUUGUAUGUGUACAUCGUCUGUUAAAGGAAACUUAUCUCUCAGCAUUUUAAGACAAAAAAAUCUAACAAGAAUUCCCUUUUAUUUUUUUAUAUUUUGUUUUAUUUGCUUUGAUUUGCUAUUUUAUAGUUUUUCUUCUAUUAGCAAUUGUCCGGUAAAUUUUGAUAUAUUUUUGCUUAUAUUUUAAUUUUUAUUUCUGUUUUUAAUAUAAAAUUAACAAAACACAACAUCUUAAUUGCAUAAAACUAUUUAACGAUUACAUACAUAUUUAAUGUUUCCCCUUUUUUUCUUCUCUAUUCAUGUUAAAAAUCUUACGUUUUACUCUUAAAUAAAUUUAAUUUAAAUUAAUAAAAAA
Messenger RNA from Lucilia sericata (common green bottle fly), 1592 nucleotides. Its product is annotated as ubiquitin-conjugating enzyme E2 S. Bases 368 to 976 code for a protein of 202 amino acids. The transcript has 2 exons. NCBI's taxonomy places the organism in Eukaryota, Metazoa, Arthropoda, Insecta, Diptera, Calliphoridae. The record is from RefSeq and is a predicted model, not a curated record.